Molecule: messenger RNA, 1288 nt
Organism: Aspergillus aculeatinus CBS 121060
Lineage: Eukaryota; Fungi; Ascomycota; Eurotiomycetes; Eurotiales; Aspergillaceae
Product: alternative oxidase
Exons: 3
Coding region: 124-1188 (354 amino acids)
Biological process (GO): alternative respiration
Cellular component (GO): mitochondrion
Molecular function (GO): alternative oxidase activity
Source: RefSeq, a predicted model, not a curated record
CUUUGAUCUACAGACUUCUCUAUCACACACUUAAAAGCCCUCACUCGAAGGCUUUCUCAUACAGAAAAUAGAACAACACUCCACACAUCAACGCUAUUUACAAAUCACUGAUCGCAUACGACGAUGAAUUCCAUGGCAGCCACGGCGCCCCUUAGGGUGGCCAUCCCGAAGGCAAGCCUUCGCUUCACCAUGCGAAGCAACCCGAGUGUCAUCAUCAUGACCGGCCUCCGGUGUGGCAGCUCGACCCUGGGCAACAACUACUACCAGCACACGUACAACAAGCGGUUCAUCACGACGACACAGAAGCAGGAUAAGAUCAAGGAGUUUUUCCCGCCACCGAAGGCUCCCCAUGUCAAAGAAGUGGAGACCGCCUGGGUCCAUCCAGUUUACUCGGAAGAGCAGAUGAACCAAGUCACGGUUGCGCAUCGCGACGCGAAAGAUUGGGCCGAUUGGAUCGCACUCGGUACCGUGCGGGUGCUGCGAUGGGGCAUGGACUUCGUGACGGGCUACCGCCACCCUCCCGCGGGCAAGGAACACGAGGCCAGAUUCCAGAUGACCGAGCAAGCGUGGUUGAGACGGUUUGUCUUCCUGGAAAGUGUGGCUGGUGUGCCCGGUAUGGUGGGCGGCAUGUUACGACACCUGCGAAGCCUGCGGCGCAUGAAGAGAGACAAUGGAUGGAUCGAAACCCUGUUGGAGGAAGCAUACAACGAGCGGAUGCAUCUCCUGACCUUCCUCAAGCUCGCGGAACCGGGCUGGUUCAUGCGACUCAUGGUGCUCGGCGCCCAGGGAGUCUUCUUCAACGGCUUCUUCCUGUCCUACCUCAUGUCGCCGCGCAUCUGCCACCGAUUCGUGGGGUAUCUCGAGGAGGAGGCCGUGAUCACGUACACCCGCGCGAUCCAAGACAUCGAGCACGGCAAGCUGCCCCACUGGGAGAAAUUGGAGGCGCCCGAGAUCGCGGUGCAGUACUGGAAGAUGCCGGAAGGACAGCGGACGAUGCGGGACCUGUUGCUCUAUGUGCGCGCCGACGAGGCCAAGCACCGGGAGGUGAACCACACCCUAGGCAACCUCGACCACGCGACAGACCCGAACCCGUACGCGGCCAAGUACAAGGAUCCAUCCAAGCCCCAUCCGAACAAGGGCAUUGACAAUCUCAAGGCCACUGGUUGGGAGCGGGAGGAAGUGAUCUAAAAGGAACAUCUGGUGUCACGCCGGCUGGACCGGGGCAGUUGUCACCACGGGCUAACUAAUCAUUCCCUGGAGGAAUUUUGUUUCAUGUAUAGAUGGGUGG